UCUUGAAAGAUUUGAUGCUUUGCGUUAUCCUGAUGGUCGAUAUUUGCUUGUGUGCUAACACGGUAUUCCUAUGGUUACCCGAGAUCACAAAUCGUAUCUCAGUGUACAAGGAGAGCCACGCUGCAGAUUCCACUCUGUGUGAGAUGAUCAGGAGAGAUCAGAGUAUCGUCUAUGGCGUCACCAACACUACUAGCGCUCCCGUGGAGUGUGUCUCAACUAUCAACACCGCUGUGUUUCUGCCUAACGUCCUCAUAGCUCUAGUACGCCCCGUAGUUAUGAUGACUGCCAGUGUCUUUGUUCCUCUCUUUGACAGGAGAGUUGUCCUAGGAUCUCUUCUGGUGUUUGGCAGCUCUAUAGCGUUUCUCCUCACCGUGGGUGUCCAACGCGCCUAUUGCUAUCACGAUAUUCGGCGCUCUGACCAUGGUAGCUGUCCUUAGCCACAACGUACUCUGCAGUAUAGUGAUCGAGAUAUUUCCCACUUACAUAAGCGCUAUGGCAGUCUCUAUAAAUAAUAUUUUUGGUCGUCUCGGUGCUGUAAUCGGCUCUCAGCUGUUCAGUCUCCUGAUAGACACAGAGUGUCCA
Messenger RNA from Homalodisca vitripennis (glassy-winged sharpshooter), 582 nucleotides. RefSeq lists its product as uncharacterized. The record is from RefSeq and is a predicted model, not a curated record. The coding region runs from base 15 to 437 and encodes 140 amino acids. The transcript is spliced from 4 exons. NCBI's taxonomy places the organism in Eukaryota, Metazoa, Arthropoda, Insecta, Hemiptera, Cicadellidae.